UGACUUUGGCAGCAUAAAUAGUUGAUGAGAAUCUCUUCUUGGAGUCAGACUGCCUGAUAAUUCAUCGGUACUUCAUCCAGACUUUGAUCAGCAACACACUGCAGCAAUGAGUUUGCCUUGGAAACGGACAGAGGAUUCCACUCCAGAUGUUCAGAAGUUCUGCGAUCUGGUGAAGAAAGAUUUAGAGGAUAAGAUUGGACAGAAGUCUGUGUACAACGCCCUCACCUUCAGAGUGACUGAUACUGAAAUACAGUACAUAGCUAAGGUGCAUGUUGGAGGGAAUGAAUAUGCUCAUGUGAAAAUCUCUCAGACUCUCCCUUGCUAUGGAGAAGAAGUGAAGCUGGUUGAUUAUCAGUUUCCUAAAAAAAUGUUGGAUAUAAUCGAACCCUUCUGAAGACUUCUGAAAGCAUUAUUCUGUCCUCACAGAGCGACUCAUAAAAACACUUUUCAAUAAAGUCCUGAAGCAUAACUGUCUU
Messenger RNA from Sinocyclocheilus grahami, 476 nucleotides. RefSeq names its product cystatin-B-like. The transcript has 3 exons. The record is from RefSeq and is a predicted model, not a curated record. Lineage: Eukaryota; Metazoa; Chordata; Actinopteri; Cypriniformes; Cyprinidae. The coding region runs from base 107 to 394 and encodes 95 amino acids. Gene Ontology annotation, cellular component: cytosol. Gene Ontology annotation, molecular function: cysteine-type endopeptidase inhibitor activity.